AUGGCACUACCAAGGGAGUCGACAUUUUUGCCGACAAUUAAAUGUUCCUUAUGUGGAAAUCCGGUGGAAAUUUCCAAAAUGGGGGAUCACCUUUGCCCUGGUCCAACAGCAGAGUUGUCACCACCUCCGGAAGCAGAUGAAGAAUUUGAGAGUCGGUUUGAUAACAAGCCGACACACCGCAAAUAUGGUCACACACCACCUCCAGUCGAUACAGGUGUCAUGGGGCAAGCGUACAUGCACAGAGGCCAAUUGACUCCUGUGAGCCAGCCGAGUGACUCACGGAACACAUCUCCAAAGUACAUUGACAGGCGCGCAAGUCCUCGCAGAACGGAUGACCCUUUCAGCGCUCGGCAGGACAUGACCGAUGGUUGGCAGACACCGCUGUCAGCUACUCAACCGGGGCGACCCGGGGGUUAUGGCGGAUUUGAUGAACCAAAUAAAGAAAUAUCUGACAGACCAUUAGGGGGAGGGGUUUUAGAACGAGUGAAUACUGCAGUUCCGGGUCCAUUCGACCCGCUGAGACGGCCAUCAACCGCUAAGAAUUCAUAUCCUCAACGAAAAGACUCUCUCGAAAAAUGGAUUCCUCCCCCAGACGAGCCUGUACUGCCCAAACCGCCUCGAAAGAAUGGAUAUGAAGGGUUUGGAGCGCCAAAGACCAGUUUAAAUGCUCCGGCAGCUCUCGGUCGGUCUGAAACCUUUCCUAAGCCGUCGCCAACAACCGACCAUUUUCAGGCACAGUGGUCUCCGCCAGUCCCAGGAUCUCGCCCAGAGCGCUCACGAACUGCGGCUGGUUACGGUCAUGAUCGUAAGAAAUCAUUGGGUCCAGAUGUAUCACGAAGACCUCCGCCUCGGACUAGCUUGGUCCCCGAACACAAACUUAGGAACUCAGGCUCCGUUGACCUGGCCGCAGAGUUUGGAAUUGGAAACCCAUACCACACACCAACUGAGUCUACUGUAUCUGGAUAUUCAGACUUUAGCGUGGAGAGUGGAACUACAGCACCUACCAGUCCUGGUUAUUCACCAACCUAUCAAGAGGACCGAAGCAGGGGAAGCGAUGAAACGAACUGGAUGGAAAAAACCUCGAAGUCCAAAGGCUUGCGUAUCGAUCCGUCGGCUGCCGCUACCCAACGAUUUGCUCCGCAAAUGGUCGAAACGCCUCGCGGUAUUUCCCCGAGAGACGAGCAAUUUGAUGUUGCAUUUUCAGGUAGCCAGCGUGGACCGCCUUCCAGAGGAGCGUAUGGCUCCCCUCCGCGUCAGAAUGGUGGUUACAUGCGAGCAGAUCCCAGAAGCGACUUUGGGCGGAUGGGGUCAGCGUCCCCUAGCCGACAAAAUCCUCGAGAGCGCCAGGGAUCGCGUGAUCCAAUGUCCGUGCCUUCACGAGGAGACUGUAAAGCCUGUGGAAUAGCUAUCAGAGGAAAGAGUAUUUCUUCAGCGGACGGCAGACUGACCGGCAAGUACCACAAGGCUUGCUUUGUUUGCACUACUUGCUCUGAGCCUUUCUCGUCUUCCGUCUUCUAUGUGCUUGAUGACAAACCCUACUGUAACCAGCAUUAUCACAAGCUAAAUGGCAGUCUCUGUGGUAGCUGUGGACGUGGCAUCGAGGGACAAUAUGCCGAGGACGAAAUGAGAGUCAAAUAUCACGUCGGCUGCUUCCGAUGCUUGGACUGUGGCGUGUCUCUGUCAGACGGUUACUUCGAAGUUGACGGAUACUCGUACUGUGAGCGAGAUGCCUGGAAGCGCGUUCAACCUCCGCCACCUCCACCGCAGCCAGAGCCAGAAACAUAUCGAACUGGACCACCCCGUGGUGCUUUCGGUGCUCGAAACCCCCAAGGUCUUCCUGCUCGCCCAACACCUCGUUUCGGACAAGGUGGACGACCCCAUCCGCCGCCACCGAACGGUGUUCCCAACGGGGGACGCCUCGGCGUCGGUGUAGACCAAAGGCUCAGAAUGAACAAGCGCAUGACACGCUUGGGAAACAUGAAUUAG
Messenger RNA from Pochonia chlamydosporia 170, 1986 nucleotides. Its product is annotated as LIM domain-containing protein. NCBI's taxonomy places the organism in Eukaryota, Fungi, Ascomycota, Sordariomycetes, Hypocreales, Clavicipitaceae. The record is from RefSeq and is a predicted model, not a curated record. The transcript has 3 exons. The coding region runs from base 1 to 1986 and encodes 661 amino acids.